UUAGUAUCCUGUAUCAUGGGAGCUGCCGAUAAAAGGAAGAUCGGAAAGAUCACUGUUAGAGUUGUUAGCGCAAGUAAUCUUAAAAACAAGGAGUUGCUGUCAAAAAGCGAUCCGUACUGCAAAAUAGAACUCGGAGGAAAAGUACAGAAAACUAAAACGAAGGAAGGUAAACUGAACCCAGAAUGGAAUGAAACAUUUGAAUUCGAGGCUUUUGAGGGGGAUGAGGUGAUAUCAGUCUCCUUGUGGGAUCACAACUCUAUAAAGAGUGACGAGUUUAUGGGAUACUCCUUUGUUGCUUUCGAUGAUUGUUACAAAGAUACUGAAGCUAAAAAGAUCUCGGAACUAAUGGGAGGAACUACAGGCUCGCUCACCGUUCUUGUGACACCACACUUCGAUACUGCUGCUUCUAAGUUCGCUAAACUCGAACACGAGUUAGACAGGAUACACAAUGAAAACGUGUGUGCUAAUUCAAACAACGAUCUGUUGAGAAAAGAGGUGAACAGGAUGUCGGGAGAGAACGACAGAUUUGCAGCUAGCAACGAUAAACUAGAAAGUGAAGUUAACAGACUCGGAGGAGAAGUUGACAAUCUGGCCGUAGAGAACGAGAAGUUUUCCGCUAAUAAUGCAAAGUUGGAGGCAAAUGUUAACCGACUGGAAGGGGAGGUCGACAAAAUGACCGAGGAGAACAACAAGUUUGCUGCCAACAACAAGAAGCUAGAACAAGAGGUCGGUAAGAUGACAGAAGAAAACAACAAGUUUGCAGCGAACAAUGCUAAACUCGAGGGAGAAGUUAACCGGCUGGAGGGUGAAGUGGACAAAAUGGCUCAGGAAAACGAGAAGUUUGCCGCGAACAACAAAAAACUGGAACAAGAAGUCGGAAAAAUGACGGAAGAAAACAACAAAUUUGCUGCAAACAACAAAAAACAAGAGCUUGAGAACGAGAAAUUCGGAGCAAACAACGCUCAACUAACGGCUGAAAUCGGAAAACUGAGCGGUGAACUGAACAAAAUGUCAGAGGAAAACAACAAAUUUGCUGAGAACAACGCCGCUUUGAAAGGACAGGUUGACGCACUUUCUGGUGAGGUGAACAAACUAGGAGAGCUGAACAACCAGCUGGAAGCUACCAAGGAUGCCCUUAAUGCGAGUGUAGCCCAGCUGGAGGGACAGGUUGAUAAGAUGGGUCAUGAGAACGCUAAGUUUGAGGAGAACAACAAACAACUUGAGGCUCAAAUUGGUCAAAUGAAGGAAGAAAUCAACAAGUUCACGAAAGAAAACGCAAAGUUCCAGAAAAACAAUGCCAAGCUCGAGAAAGAAGUUGGGAAAAUUGAAAAGGCAAAUGCCAAGCUCGAGAAAUCUAACGCGAAACUUGAGGGAGAGAUAAAUAGACUGAAGGCAGAAGUAGAAAAAAUGGUGGAAGAGAACAAAAAGUUUGCAGAAAACAACCAAAAAUUAGAAUCUCAGGUGAACGCUCUGGCGGAAGAGAGCGCUAAGUUCCAAGAGAACAACAGGGCACUACAAGAAAACACAGAGAAACUAGAGGCUACCAACAAUCAGCUGUCAUCUAGUGUAUCAGAUUUAGAGGCUCAAGCUGCUAAGUUCAAGGAGAUCUACGUGAAGCUCUCCAAGGAGAACGAGAAGUUGGCUGAAGUUAGGGACGGAAUGCAGGAACAGCUUAAUGGGUUCCAGAAGCUUCAAGAAAUGAUAUUCUCUCAACUGAACGAGAAGAUGAGAGCGAUGGACAGGUCGCUGCUUGAGAAGAUCGCAGCUGACAUUGAAAUGAUGGACCAGGAGCAGGGAUUAUCACCAGAGGAGUUUGAGAAGUUCUUGAAACGUGUUCCUACACAUUUGAAGGAGAAAUUCCAAAAGAUCGCUACCGAGUUCUCUAAAUUCGAUAAGAACCAAGACCAUGUGAUAGAUUCAGACGAGUUCGGAGCGAUGCUUGAUCAAGUCAUGAAGGAAUGUGCCUAAAGGGUCCUUUUUAGUUUUAUAGGUGGGAAAUUGAAAUUAAGGAAUGUAUCUCAAAAAUGGAAAACAGGAUUGUGCAGUUGCAUUUAGUUUCAGCUUACAGAAAUUUUUGACAUUGUUGAAUGUUCAUGAUAUAAUAUGAAAAGUGUAUACGUUUAUUUUGAAGAGCUGGUCUAUGGUUAUUGAUCUAGCUGCGGAGGUAUAAUACAUAAAUAAGUUUUUAAAUUGUAUGACAAUUAGAUUUCGUUUUGUUGCCCGAUGAGUAUACAAUUUUAUUUUUACAACUUUCAGACAUGAUGUCAGAUAAUCCGUUUAUGUUUAUUUUAUGUAAAUAUUUCUUUCACUUUCAUUUCAAAUACA
Messenger RNA from Bolinopsis microptera, 2325 nucleotides. RefSeq names its product myosin-2 heavy chain-like. Gene Ontology annotation, cellular component: cytoskeleton. Gene Ontology annotation, molecular function: calcium ion binding. NCBI's taxonomy places the organism in Eukaryota, Metazoa, Ctenophora, Tentaculata, Lobata, Bolinopsidae. The record is from RefSeq and is a predicted model, not a curated record. The transcript is spliced from 13 exons. The coding region runs from base 16 to 1968 and encodes 650 amino acids.